AAUGAUAGGUUUUGAAAAAGACUUUUCAUGUCAUUCCCAUUUAGGUCCGAUUCGGAUCCCUCUGUUGUUUUCCUUUCCUCCCGAACCUUUUCCUCGAAAUGAGAAAGAAUCUGGAAAACUCGAAUUGUAUUAUUUAAGUGCUUAUUGCUUGCCAAAGAUCCUACUUCUACAAUUGGUAGGUCACCGGGUUAUUCAAAUAAGUCGUGUUUUCCGUAGUUUUCCCAUGUUAAAACUUCCGUACCAAUUCGAUCGAUCCGGAAUGGAUCGGUUAAACAUUCUAUUAGGGAGCCCGGCCUUGACUCUUCUGUGUGGUAUUCAUUCUCGUUUGGCUCUUGGAAUCACAUCCAGCAGUACUUGGAACAGCUCGCAAAAUCCAAGCACUUCACCUACUUCAUUGCCCCCAACCGUUUCCCGUACCUCUAUUGAAACAGAAUGGUUUCAUGUUCUUUCAUCGAUUGGUUAUUUCUCUCCGUUCGUAUCUCUUUAUCCAAUUUCAGUCUCGAUUAGUUCACAAGAUUGAAUGGCGGCACAACCUAACGAUAGAUCCAAUACACCAAUGAUCUGUGCCUAGAAUGCCUUGCUAGAUCUCUGCUCUAGAAAGCUAUACAGGCAACAACAAAUGCGGUUUGACCGGAGGCUUCCCUUUCAUUACUUCUUUCACGACGAGGGAACCGCGUCCGCAUCAGUCAAGGACGAACGAGUGGGUCCGCCUGGUCCUUAAGGCAAGGAUAAGAGGCGCGAAUCAAUGUAUUGGAUGAAAUAUGGUUUGAAAAUAAAAACAUAAAAAAAAUGGUGUUAGUGAUCAGUCGGAUGCGGGUAGGAGCAAUCUCAACAGACGGAAUAGUAUAGUAUAAAAUUUAGGAACAUCAUGUAUAGUUCUAGCCUCCAUCUCGUGCGUGCAAUCAUAAAAAAACAAACUUUCCACGGAAGCACACUGGUCAAAAAUAACGUUUUAGAAAAAAAAAGACCGGUCGGAUCUGAGGCCAGUUGAAAAGCAGAAGCAAGUCCCAUUUCAUUUUGCAUUUCAUUUUGUUAGUUAUGUUUGGAAAGAGGGGAGUUGGCUGAUAAAGAUGGACAGUAACGAUUGCGUAAUAUCAAUUUUUCGGCCUCGUCAUCGAAAGCGGCUUCCAAUUGCUCGGAAAUUAUCAGCUAUAUGGGGGACUUGGAUGGUGAGCAAAAACAAUUGAUCAAGAAGUUGGUAAACUUUCGCAUGAUCGAUGGUAAAAGAACGAGAGUUCGUGCUAUUGUUUAUAAAACAGUUCAUCGCCCAGCUCGAACUGAACGCGAUGUAAUAAAACUUAUGGUUGACGCCGUAGAAAAUAUAAAGCCCAUAUGCGAAGUGGUAAAAGUAGGAGUCGCAGGUACUAUUUAUGAUGUCCCUGGGAUUGUUGCCAGGGAUCGUCAACAAACCUUAGCUAUUCGUUGGAUCCUUGGAGCAGCUUUCAAACGACGUAUAAGCUACAGGAUAAGCUUAGAGAAAUGUUCAUUUGCUGAGAUACUGGAUGCUUACCGAAAGAGGGGAAUUGCACGUAAGAGAAGGGAGAAUCUUCAUGGACUGGCUUCCACCAAUCGAAGUUUCGCGCAUUUCAGAUGGUGGUAAAGUGAUACCACAUAAGGAGCUCUUCCUCAUUCAGUCAUAUUCUUAAGUAAGAAAUGUUUGACCCUUUUCCUUUUUUCUUCUUCAUAUAGAAAGAAAGUCGGCCUUCCUCAUACUCCCCCCUUCAUUCAUUGAGUUGGAGGAAUCCACAGGAGGCCCGCCCGUUAUGCAUUGCAUAAAAGA
Messenger RNA from Elaeis guineensis (African oil palm), 1780 nucleotides. Its product is annotated as small ribosomal subunit protein uS7m. The record is from RefSeq and is a predicted model, not a curated record. Gene Ontology annotation, cellular component: mitochondrial small ribosomal subunit. Lineage: Eukaryota; Viridiplantae; Streptophyta; Magnoliopsida; Arecales; Arecaceae. Gene Ontology annotation, biological process: translation. Gene Ontology annotation, molecular function: rRNA binding; structural constituent of ribosome.